AUGUUACCCGCCGAUAAUGUCGUUUUUCUUCCUUUGUCCCCUCGGUUAAGGACCAUGAAUGACUCUUCAGCAGAAUGGGCUACAUACAACGAGCUAGGCCGUCUCGCUGCUUGCAACCAGACUAUACGUCUUCAAUUUUCCUUGUACAAUCCUUCAAGUUCUAUACGAGCCUGUUCGGUAUCCUCCCACUCCCCCUCCGCAAAAGCUGCACAGGCACCUGCCUCCAAAAAAUUCGAAUCCCAGGAGGUAAGCCUUGAGCUUGGCUGGUGGAACACCCCAACUUCUUCGAGUCCCGUGGGUGCCAAAGCUGCCGUGGAAGAGGCUCAAAGAGCCCUUUUGACCUCGAGCAACAACAAGUCGACCACUGCUUUUAGUUACUCGGGCAAUUCUCUUGUUGGUCUCUAUGCUGGACACGGAGUGCUCCACUCUGAUGCCGCCACCACUGUGCUGCAGCACUUUACUCAAUAUCUCGAGUCGCAGAAGACCAUCGCUCGAGUGCUCCUUCAGUACUGCGGUGUCAACUCAAACAAAGCACUUGGUAUUGUGGUCGACACGACUGGUGACUUUUCUGCUGUGCAGCGUAUUAUGCGGGAUUGGAAUGAGGCCAAAUGCCAGACUGGCUUUGACGGUAGCAAAAAACUGCCCAACACUGCUUUACGUCUUGAGAGACCCUUCGCUCAGACAAGCUCGACCACCGACCACUUGGCCCGCCGCAACUCACACCACGGUGCCCACCACGUCCAUUCCAUCCACCGGCGGGCGACGUGCAAGACUAUUCAAGUCGCGUCCGGCGACUCCUGUGGAUCCCUCGCUAAAGAAUGUGGCAUUACUGGAGCGAAAUUUGAGGAGUAUAACCCUGACAAGAAGCUCUGUUCCACCUUGUCAGUUGGUCAGUAUGUAUGCUGUACCUCCGGUGAUCUUCCUGACCUUACUCCUAAGCCUGAGCCUGACGGCACAUGUGCUUCUGUCCUUGUUGAACCCGGGGAUAUCUGUUCUACAAUAGCCGCUGCCAACGGGAUCUCCAUUGAGGACCUGGAGAAUUUCAAUAAAAAGACCUGGGGAUGGGCGGGAUGUGACCGCCUCCAGCCCAAGCAACGGAUCUGCCUUAGCAAGGGCAACCCCGCGAUGCCUGAAAGUAUUGAAAAUGCCGUUUGCGGUCCGCAGGUCCCAGGUACCAAACAGCCAGCUAAAGGCACGGAUCUUGCUGAUCUUAAUCCAUGCCCGCUAAAGACGUGCUGCAAUAUCUGGGGUCAGUGCGGUAUUACUGAUGACUUUUGCACCAUCACCGAGUCAGAAACUGGAGCCCCCGGCACAGCGGCCAAUGGGACAUAUGGCUGUAUAUCCAACUGCGGUACUGAUAUCGUCAACAAUGACACUCCUCCGGACUCUUUUAUUACGAUUGGGUAUUUCGAGGCCUGGAACUUUGAGCGCGAGUGUCUGAAUAUGGACAUAGCCUACUUCGAUACGUCCGCCUACAGCCAUCUCCAUUUUGCUUUUGCCGAGAUCACCGAGGACUACCAAGUUGAUGUUUCUGCUGUCCAGUCCCAAUUCGAUAGUUUGCUGAACAUGGGCGAAGUGCACCGCGUCUUAUCGUUCGGUGGAUGGUCCUUUUCAACCGAGGUAGACACCUUCCCCAUCUUUCGAGAGGGCGUGACCGACGCAAAUCGAGAGUUAUUCGCCACCAACGUGGUCAAUUUCAUUGUGGACAAUGACCUCGAAGGCGUCGAUUUUGACUGGGAAUACCCAGGAGCGCCAGAUAUCCCCGGUAUUCCCGCUGGUGAUGAGGGAGAUGGAGAACGAUACUUGCAGUUCUUGAAGCUGGUGCGGGAGAAGCUUCCAGACAGCAAGACCCUAGCGAUUGCUGCGCCUGCUUCUUUUUGGUACUUGAAGGGCUUCCCCAUUGCAGAGAUCUCUAAAGUCGUUGACUAUAUUGUCUACAUGACCUACGACCUGCAUGGCCAAUGGGACUAUGGCAACCAAUAUUCUACUUCUGGAUGUUCUGAGGGUGACUGUCUGCGCUCCCAUGUGAAUCUUACAGAGACAACAAGCGCUCUGUCAAUGAUCACCAAGGCCGGCGUUUCCUCUGACAAAAUCAUUGUCGGGCUGGCCAGCUAUGGGCGCUCCUUUAAAAUGACCAAGGCAGGCUGCACCGGGCCCAUGUGCAGGUUCGUUGGACCUGACUCUGGCGCGGCAAAAGGCGAGUGCACCGAUACAGCAGGGUAUAUUUCCGAUGCCGAGAUCUACCGGAUUCUUGACGAAGACGAUACAGCAGAGACAUUCUACGACAAUAGCAGCGAUAGCAACAUCCUCGUCUACAGAUCCACAGAAUGGGUUGCAUUCAUGGACGAGCACACAAGAACCAGCCGGACAGGUUACUACGAGCGCCUCAACAUGGGCGGGACAACCGACUGGGCGGUUGACCUGCAAGCAUUCGGGUUUUCUGGAGGUGGAAAUGGCGGCCACGGCGGCGGCGGCGGCUCCUUGAACCAGUCCAUUGUCUACAUCUCCCCCAGUAUCUGGACUGACGGGAAGGAUCCUGCACCAGUGCAAUGCCCUGCGCCGUGCGUUCUUGUGCUCCCGGAUUUCCCUCUCAGCUCGACGUCUGUCAUCUCUCGUCCUCCGUAUGUUACAACCCUGGAUGUGGCCUGGCCAACGGCCGCGACCCUGACAACCGGUGGCUCUACCGUGACCACUACCACCGUGACUCGCAUUCUACAGGAAACAACUAUCAAGGCACCUGCAGUCACUGUGACCUCCCUGCCGAUGGCUAAUCUUAACAUCACUGUCCCUAUCAAGGGUAACAGCACCAUCACCAUCACGCCCAAGCCACGAUUCCCGGCGCAGACUGUCACCAUCACCAAUGACCCUAACCCACUAGGCAUUACGGGCGUCUCGCAUCCGCCUGUCACUCGGAGUGUGACCUUGCCGCCCUGGCCUCAGGGAACUGUCAUCUAUUAUCCAAAGGAUUCCGUUGACAACGGCGAAGAUCACAAUAAUGAUGACAACGAUGAUGACGGCGACGAUGAUGAUGACAACGAUGAUGACGGCGACGAUGAUGACAGCAACGAUGAUGACGGCAACGACGACGAUGACAGCAACGAUGAUGACGGCAACGAUGAUGACGGCAACGAUGACGACGACGACGAUGGUGACGACGAUAAUAACAACGACGACGACGACAUCGACCUUCCUCCCAUCCCGGCCAUCACCGUCAAGAACGGACCCGGUUCACCAGGCUGCGGCGCCGACGAAGACUGCGGCGGUCUCUGUUCGAGCCCUCUCGACUUCUGCUCAUGCUUCAUAUGCCCCGGAGGUGGUGGUGCUGGCGACGGUGGCUUCUCAGACCCCAACGACCCAAACCCACCCCCACGACCUCCCGGGGACCCAGUAAACAAUAAGGGCGAUGGUCCGGACAGUAGUUGCACGCAGACAUCCACUGAGACAAACUACUGGGUAUCGUGCGAGAGCCUAGGCUCGACAUCGACGUCAUGCACCACAACAAGCAGCAUGCUCGCCAUCGGCUGCGACAUCACGGCCACAACGACAACAACCGGCGAGGGCGUCUGCAGCAGCUUCAACCCUGAUGAAGACCAGGGAGACAGCAAUGGCCGGGGCUCUGGAGGGCCCCCGACGACGGUCCCAACAGUCUCGGCCACAACAACGACUACAAACAACGAGCCCUCCACCUCUUCCGAAACGACAACCACUACCAAGACCUCGACGACAUCCUCCCUACCAUCCACGACGGCCGCCAGCGGCUGCACCAGGGUCGGCGGCGACGGCCCCAGCAUUUCCCUGCGCUGCUGGAACAAAUGCGACCCAGACACGGGCUCGCCCGUUGGCGGCGACUGGGCGGAGAACGACCCCUGGUGCUGGAUAGCUGAAAGCGGCAGCGAUUCGUAUGCCACUUGUUUGAAGCAAUCCGACUGUCCAACCGACUUUGAGUGCGCGAAAUCAUGGGGCUGCGUUGUUCCACUGUCCGGUGGGUGUGCGUCUCAGAGAGUGUUAGGCAAAACCUGCUGGAGCAGCUGCAACGAGAAGACCGGGAAGCGGACGAACGAUAAGUGGGAAGAGGGCAUGCCGUGGUGCUGGGUGCAGAAUGGAGCAUUUGCCAGCUGCGACGAGGACGACAACUGCAGUGCCACCACGGAGUGUGCCCCUGACUAUUGGUCCCACGGGGGAUGCGAUACUAAUAGUAAGACCUAG
Aspergillus tanneri is the source of this 4206-nucleotide messenger RNA. RefSeq lists its product as uncharacterized. The coding region runs from base 1 to 4206 and encodes 1401 amino acids. Gene Ontology annotation, molecular function: chitin binding. The transcript is spliced from 3 exons. The record is from RefSeq and is a predicted model, not a curated record. Gene Ontology annotation, biological process: carbohydrate metabolic process. Lineage: Eukaryota; Fungi; Ascomycota; Eurotiomycetes; Eurotiales; Aspergillaceae.